AACGAUAAUAAACGCGGUAGGCCACGACGACGUAGUCGUUUCUCCCUCUAAAUGACCCGAAGAACCGCGUAUUGCCGAGUGCCGUAGACUAGACAGUACGCGUUAUUAUUUCUUCUUCCCCCGUCAACUGUUGUGACCAUUGUCGUAGUGCGUAUGGUAUGUUAUUGUUUUGUUCCAGUUUUAGUUUUGUUUAUUAGCCGUUCCGAUUGUAAUAAUACAUUUGUCUCUCGCGGUGUUUGUCGUCUGUACAUGUAACGAUCCUCAUUUUUCAGUUGGUUUUAUUAUUUGAUUACCAACAUAAUUGAUAUACAUAUAUAUAUAAUUAUUUAUUUAAAAUUUACUCAAUAUUAUGCUUACCCCGUCAACAGUUGUCCAAAUGUGUACAUUCAAGACAUAAUCAAGAUAUUUAACUUGAGUCAUAAGACAAAUCUGACAAAACUUAAAGUGUACCGGUGAUCGUGAAUUAAUUAGACUGUUCCUAAAAAUCCUUUAAAAUGUAUGGAAUGACUUCAGCAAUAAGUGAUGCUUUACCGACUGACAUGGAUAUACAACUAACAAAGUCUUUAGAUGAUGCCCUUGCAAAAGAAAAAGUUAUAACUACCGAUGAAGAUUUAUCACAAAGACUUGAAGUAUUAUCAAUGCUAAAUAAUUUGGCUAAAGAAUGGAUACGUGAAGUUAGUAUGGAAAGAAAUUUACCUGAAAUCACUGCUGAGAAUGUUGGAGGUUUAGUAUGUACUUUUGGAUCCUAUCGCCUUGGUGUUUAUCAUAAAGGUGCUGAUAUUGAUGCAAUUGUAAUAGUUCCUAGACAUAUAACAAGAAAUGAUUACUUUUCAACUUUUUAUAACAAAUUAAAAGAAAAUUCUAAUAUUAACAAUGUUCGAGCUGUUGAAGAAGCAUUUGUUCCAGUAAUUAAGAUGAUAAUUCAAGGCAUUGAAAUUGAUAUGUUGUUUGCCCGCCUUGCUUUAAAAGAAGUACAUGAAGAUACUGAUUUGCAACAAGAUGAUCUACUUAGAAAUUUAAAUCCUAAAUGUGUACGAAGCUUAAAUGGUUGUCGAGUCACUGAUUCUAUCUUAAGAUUAGUGCCUAAUAGAGAAUCAUUUAAGAAAACUUUAAUUGCAAUUAAAUUAUGGGCUAAACGUCAUAGAGUUUACUCAAAUGCCUUAGGUUACCUUGGAGGUGUUUCAUGGGCAAUGUUGGUUGCAAGAGUAUGUCAAUUAUAUCCAAAUGCAGCACCUGCUACUUUAAUACACAAAUUUUUUUUAAUUUUUUCCAAAUGGCAGUGGCCUCAGCCAGUUUUAUUAAAACCGUCAUAUUUUAUGGAUCUUGGAUAUCCAGUUUGGGAUCCAAGAGUAAACAUGGCUGAUCGAAAUCAUGUUAUGCCAAUUAUAACUCCGGUUUAUCCUCAACAAAAUUCAACUUUCAAUGUUUCACAUUCUACACUAGAUAUUAUACAAGAUGAAUUUAAAACUAGUUUAGACAUUAUGGGAGAAAUUUUAACUGGGGAAUCUAGUUGGUCAAAACUUUUUCAACCUUCCAAAUUUUUCACUAAGUAUAGAUAUUUCUUAGCCAUUACAGUGUUUGCAAAUUGUGAUGAAGAAUUACUUGAAUGGAGAGGUUUAGUUGAAUCAAGACUUCGUUUUUUGCCUACAUCUUUAGAAGAAAUUGAUUGUGUCCAAAGAUCUCAUUUAAAUCCUGACCAGUUUUCAUUGCCUUUUGAAAAGUCUCAAGGAAGGCCAUCUUCAGUUUGGUUUGUUGGUUUAGAAAUAUCAAAAUCGAAUGGUACAAUUGUUCAAUUAGACUUUAGCUCGCAUAUCCGAGAUUUUUGCCUAUUAGUGAAAAGUAGAGCUCAUAGUAUUUUUAGAGCGGGUAUGGAUAUACAAGUUAAUCAUUUGAAAAGAAAGGACUUAAAAGAUUAUGUACCAGAUGAAUUGAAAAAAGAAAAGGCUAUUCCAAAUACUGUUGGUAGUAAAAUUAUUGCUAGACUAUCAACUGAAGGUAGGCAUUCCUUAUCAGAAUUAGAAGAAUCACAAAAAAGCCCCGAAUCUAGGAAACGGAUUGCUGAUGAUGACAUUUGUAAUAAAAGAAACAAAAUUCAGUUAUCAGAUGUAGAAAAGAAGUUUGUAUUAGGAUCAUUAGAACCUCAAAAAAGUCCAUCUCAAAAUGAAAUUAAUGAUAAUAAUCUAACAAAUUCUCUAUUAUCAACUGAGAAAAAUAGUAAUUCUUUAUCAAUUCAAAAUGAAACUAAAGACGUUAUUGUGGAAAAUAGUAAUUCUUUAUCAAUUCAAAAUGAAACUAAGGAAGUUAAUGAAAAAGAUUCUCUAUUAUUGAAUGAAGCUAGAAAUUUAAUAAUCGAAUCUGGAGAUUCACAGAGAAGUCCAGUUUCAAAUAAAUGCUUUGCCGAAGAUGAGACUGAUGAGAAUGAUCAGAAAAAAAUAAGGCUUUUACAUCCAACUGUUGCCUAAUUAACUAUGUGUUCAUAUGAUUAUCAUAUAUUAUUAAAUUAUAUAUAUACAUAAAAAAUUUUUAAAAAAAAAACGAAAAAAAAACAAAAAAAAAU
This is a messenger RNA of Sipha flava (yellow sugarcane aphid), 2557 nucleotides long. It is a transcript of the gene hrg, whose product is annotated as poly(A) polymerase type 3. NCBI's taxonomy places the organism in Eukaryota, Metazoa, Arthropoda, Insecta, Hemiptera, Aphididae. Gene Ontology annotation, cellular component: nucleus. The transcript has 3 exons. The record is from RefSeq and is a predicted model, not a curated record. Gene Ontology annotation, molecular function: poly(A) RNA polymerase activity; RNA binding. The coding region runs from base 495 to 2462 and encodes 655 amino acids.